This is a messenger RNA of Paramuricea clavata, 11416 nucleotides long. The record is from the annotation of a GenBank genome assembly. NCBI's taxonomy places the organism in Eukaryota, Metazoa, Cnidaria, Anthozoa, Malacalcyonacea, Plexauridae.
AUCCAAAGUACGCAUGCUCAAAACAUAUAAACAAAAAUAAUCAAACAAUAAAAAAUGCUCUUUCCUCGAAAAAUUAAAAUACUUUAGCUUUCUUUUGUAUUCAAAAUACAAAUUCAAUGGGAAUAGAGAGAUCGAUAGUCCCUUGUCGAUUAAAAAAGGUAAGGCUAUUGGAUUUUUGUAAAUUAUGAUAAUAAACAUGUAUAUUUAUUCAGUACCAUACAAUGUGUAACUGUGUGUUGAAUAUACGAUCGCUUGUAAACAGUAUAAAACAGUUAUUUUACCUGUAGUCACGCGAUAUACAUGAACCCUUAGGACAUGAAUCCUUAGGAUUCAUAGAUUUCUGAUUCUUUUGUUUUCCCCUAAGAUAUAAUAUUAAUAUGCCUUGAAGAAUCGAAUAUUAAAUACUGUACUUUAUAUAUUGAAGACUUGUGUUACAAUAUGUAUAAAUACAAGAUAAGCCCAUAUUCGUGUUUAAUCAUUCGUUAUAUUAGACAAAUUCCUAAGCGUUGUGUACAUCAGCCCUACAUAAAAGCCAAGUACUUUUAGUAAGUUUAAUUUUCAGGUAAAAUGAGAAAAAACUUUCAUAUUUGUCAAUAGACAAUUAGUCAUAUUAAACUCAAAGAAAGUUUUCACUCUUGAGCACCUGCAAUGAAUUUGAGACUUUUGAGUAUUUUGAGAUAUUGCCCUGUUGGGCUAGCCCAUGAAAAAUGUUACCAUUGGGUUUAUAAAUAAGGCCCUUUAAGAAGGGCAAAGUAGUUUAAUCCAAUGGUAAACUAAUAAAGUAUUCUGUCCACAAUAUUUUAUUCGAAAUAACUGUGAUAUAAAAUUUUUAUCCCAGCCUAUUAGUUAGGGGCCUCAUCCAUACUCAUGUUGCCACAAAUAACAUUGAAUCGACGUUAUGAGUGGGUGGGCUUUUGUGUGAACUUGUCGACGUUAUCUCCUGGCAAUUUAACAAUUAAUGUCCAAAGUAACUAGAUCACGUACAGUACAGCUUUUGUAUUAUAAAUACAAAAGUCAAAAUACAACUGAAUAUCGAUCAAUGUUAUCUGGGGUGGGUGAAGUAAUAAUGUUGAUUCGACAUUAUUUGUGCAACAUGAAUAUGGAUGUGGCCCCUUAAGGCAUCUGUAUAGCUGUUCAAAGCCUGUGAUUCACACAUUUAACAUUGUAGUUGUAUUUUCAGUAGAUAGAAUAUGAAUAAGGUUCAUUCCUGUCGUCGAUUCAUCUCGAACAUCAAAGGAAAUGUUUUAAGGAAUGAACGUAAGUAUACGGGACACAGUUACGAUCAGGUUUGAGAUUAAGUUUAGGAUUAUGGUGAGUUGUCGGAUUAGAGUCAGAAUUGUGAUCUGACGAUUGAAAGGAUUAUGUUAAAUGGUGGAGGGCUUAAAGUAAGCAGUGUUUUUUGACAACACAUAUGCCAACUGGAAGUCAAUCAAGCUGUUAUAGAUUCUUGAAAUCAAGAACAGCAGUCAUUGAAGUUUUACGUUUGUGACUACAAACAGAAAUGGCUAUCGCCAUCACUUGUCAUAUAUAAUGGCUCAAUUGAUUUCCAGUUGGUGUCGCUCGUGCUCUCUAGUCAAUACAAAAAUUUGCCCUGUUUUGCAUUUUCAGGCUCAUUUCUUCACCAGAGCGUAUCAAGACUUCUUCCCAUCCGUACGCCACAACUAGCUCUUCUUGUGGACAGAAGACGACAUGUGCAUGUCGGCAGUGCAUGGUGUGAUGAGAAGAAAGAUCCACCAGGGGGAUCUGAGGGUCAAGCUGAUGGUGGGGAAACAGGGAAGGAGGUUAAGACGGAUGAGAAAGAGGGAAAACAGGGGGGCAAUGGCGGUGGUGGUCAUCUGAGGUGUCCGAAAUGCGGUAGCCCUUGUACGCAUGUAGAGACGUUUGUCUGUAAGUAUUGUUUGAUUGUUUGAUUCACGGAUUGUCCUCGUUUAUAUUAUGAUUAUGAUUCCCGAUUUGUCAGAAUAUUCAGGAAAUAUCGUAAAAAAAUCAUAAACAUACUGUUUUUAGCAAGUGGACAUAAUAGUCUGUCUUGACCUUUUUAUGAAGUUACUUUAUGGCAAUUUAUAGGAUCACUUAUAACAACAUCUUCCCAAAAUGCAGGAAACACCAUUUCAGAAGACUUGAUUUUUAUUAUUUUCCCCCAGAAGAACUAGAUUUCAAUUCACUGAACAGUCUCCCUACAUAUUACCUCCAGUAGUUGGAAUGUCUGGUUUAGCGAAAUAUAUAUACAGCCGAAAUUACACACCUCUUCAAUGCCUUUGAACAGUGAUUGUUUUAACACACAAAGUACACACAAACCUUGUGUAGUUGACUUUCAUUAGUAAGAGCUUUGUGUAUGGUAAUUAGAAUUGUCUUUAAUGUUGGAUUUGUUGACCAACUCUUUUCACAUGAGUUUGUAGCAAGAAUGACCAGGCUCCCAAGGCCUUGCUAUAACAGAAGACAGUAUAUCAUUGGCAUGGAAAGUUAUCUGAUUCUGAGUGUAUGAACCCAAGACCAAUUAUCCUUUUUUUUCUUUCCAGCAUCAACAAGAUUUGUAAAAUGUGACAAAUGCCAUCAUUUUUUUGUCGUGUUGUCUGACGUCGAUACCAAGAAGUCACUCAAGGCCGAAAUGAAACAUGCGGCUCUGGAAACCGAACAGAAGACAGAAAAACCCAAGAAAAAACUACCUCCUCCUAGAAAAGUUAGUUUGAGUACAAUGGCUAUGAGGCUGCAGUAUGUACUAGCUGCAUGCUCCAGUUCUGCAUUCUGAAAAAUGAUUUUCACACUGAAAAUCAUAGUGUCGUAAUAGAUUUUAUUCAGUUCAAGGUUGAUACCCCUCGACCAAGCAAAAAAGUUUAAAACAGAGUCUUAAAACUACUUUCCUUUCUCUAUCUUUCUCCGAAAUUCACAUAUUCUAUUUUAGCCUAUUGAGUGCCAGUUAGGGCACAUUUGGGCACAGUGCAACUCAAUGGGUCAACCAGAUACAUGGCCAAAUAGUCUGAUUAACUCAUUGGCCACUAGCACUCUCCCCUUGACAAGUAAUAUUGUCUGGCAUUAAAAUGAUAAAAUUAUAAAGUACAGUAGGUCACACUAGGGUACAAAACUACAAAACAGGUUAAUGGGUGAAGGUUUUAUGUUCAAUUUAAAUUUAGACCCAGCAUACACCUAACAAUUUUGAAGUGCUAAAAAAGAUUUGAAGUACUUGCGACACAAAAAUUUAUUUUUGAGAGUGUAUCGAACAACCCAAAACUUCUAGCCCUAUGUUAUUGAAGUAUGGCCUUGAAUUUUCCCUCUAGAUUUUCGACUUUCUCAAUAACUAUGUAAUCGGUCAAGAGCAAGCGAAGAAAGUGUUGUCAGUUGCUGUAUAUAACCACUACAAGAGACUAACCGUCAACAUCACUGAUGACGUAACACAGACGUCACAGAAUACGUCACAACGACCCGCAGUCAUUGUUACACCCGCAUCACCUUCGAACCCUCCUAGAGGUAUGGAAUGACCGUUGACCAAAAAUAGAUACACCUACUAUGUAUCAUAAAUUGUGAAACACGAAAGAAAUCAUGACUGUGAAGGUGUUUGUAUAUCUGAUACAAAAUCAUGCUGAUUUACAUAAACUUUAAGUUCAAUAUUCUCCCCAAAUAUCACUCAUUUAUUUUAAAUUGUCGAAGAAUACGAAUGUUCUCGUCAAGAAUAUAACGCGGCCGCUCAUGCAUGUUGUGGGUAGUACAAAAAUGCCACAUCUUUAUUCUUGAUGUCCUAAUUUUUAGAACUUUUACAAAUGGCAAUCAACAUGCAUCACAACUCGCCUCUGGGAGCGAACAAGGUUGAAUCUACAACACAAACGACGGAAGAGUCGCGUGGAAGCGACGCGUUGGACAGCAAAAGUGAUAAAGUCAAGUUAGACAAGAGUAAUAUAUUGAUGCUUGGACCCACUGGUUCAGGUUGGUAGUUCUCAGUGAUUAAUUCUCUGGUAAUUGAAACGCAUGUGAGAGCGCUUCUUCCAGUUUAACACUGCAGGAUUUUUUACAAAAUGUACCCUAAAAUCCUAGAUGGAUGAUCGUUACUGGAUCUCUAAAGAUAACAGUUUAGAACUGACAGAGCUAUCCAGUAUAUAAAUAUAAAGCUAUACUAAUAUUUAAUGAGAGCUGUCUAGAACUGGUAGAGAUCUAGUAAAAAGUAAAAUUUAGUCACAUUUGCCUUUCUCCUGGAAGAACAGUUUAGAAGUGAUAGAGCUAUCCAGCAUAAAUAAAGUUAGUUUAGGUAAAUUUUCUCCUGUAGUAACACUGGAUCAAUAAGAGAUUGGACCUCUAGGAAGAACAGUUCAGAACUGAUAGAGCUAUCCAGUAUAAAUAAAGUUAGUUUAUCUUAGGUUUCCUUCUGUAGUAACACUGGAUCAAUAAGAGAGGACUCUUACUGGACCUCUAGGAAGAACAGUUUAGAACUGAUAGAACUAUCCAGUAUAAAUAAAGUUAGUUUAGUUUAGGUUUCCUCCUGUAUUAACACUGGAUCAAUAAGGGAUGAUCCUUACUGAACAUCUAAGGAGAAUAGUUUAGAACUGAUAGAACUAUCCAGUACAAAUAAUAUUAACCAGUCUUCUUCUUUAGGUAAAACUCUGUUGGCACAAACGAUAGCAAAAUGUUUGGAUGUUCCAUUUGCAAUCUGUGACUGUACGACCCUGACGCAAGCGGGUUAUGUUGGUGAAGAUAUUGAGUCCGUGAUCGCUAAACUCUUACAAGAAGCGAAUUUUAAUGUAGAGAAAGCCCAGCAAGGUAGUGUGACACACACGGAUAGAACGACUCAUAAUCGAGUAAGAGUGGCCAGGGGCCGGUUGUUCAAUUGGUGGAUUAACGCUAACCCUUGGCUAAAAUCUAACCUGCUGUUUUGGUUUAUAUAUUUCUGCACGUCUGUUUAUUUCAAAACUUCAGAGAAGAAAACUCCUACUGAUUCAGACAAGAUUUCUGAAGAAAUGUUUCCAAAUUUGUAAACAAACUGUUGGAAAGUUUACUCUGAAUUUUAGGUUAACCUAGGUUAAGCUAUGGCCCCUGGUUUAUAUUAAAUUAUACGCACUGUUAGAUGUACUUUUCGUACAGAUGUACUUUUCGUACUCCGAAAGAAAAAAGUCGCGUUUUCAAACCAAUCUAUACAAAUACGAUAUACGGAGGCGCUGUGGUUUGUGGGAAGUUUUACGCAUAAGUCAUGUGAUGGUUGUUGUAAUAUUCUUCCUAAUUCUGUUUCUAUAGGGAUAGUUUUUCUAGACGAAGUAGAUAAGAUCAGUUCUGUUCCAGGAUUUCAUCAACUUCGCGACGUUGGAGGAGAAGGAGUCCAACAGGUUGGUCUUCGCUAAAUGUUUGAGUACUUUGAGUUUCUCACUUAUUGGUGAGCGGAUUUGCCAACAGGCUAUUGCCCAGUUGAUAGGGGAUCCGAGGUACCUAUGAUUUAACGUGCUUAUUCGAGAAGAUGCGAAAGUCUAACCAUUUACUGAUGUCAAUGUAAAGAUAGCACUUUCUCCUCAAUUAUUUUAAGACCUUCAGUAGGGGUCUCCCAGCUUGAAAGGCAAGCGUGAUGACCAUGACACCGCCAAUGCUGGUACAAGUUCUUUUGUUUGUCAUUAUUAGAGACCUUACGAUUUUAGGACGGCAACGCGACGACGACGGCCAAAACAAAUUUCUUCAAAUAAAUGGUAGUAAAGAUAAUAAAAGAUAAUUCGUCGUAUAGUAUCAAUCGAAUUAAUACAGUCUUAGAAGUUGAAGACAUAGGUUUUGAACAGUUCUGCUAUACCCAGUUUGAAGUUGCACUUGUUGCGGCUUGAAAUGCAGCCGUUGUAUCAAGACGUGAAAAUCUGUGAUUUGGCGUUGUAAACAGAGCGAGGACAAUGUCUAAAUUAUUCAUAUAUUGUAAUUAUUCAAUUCUUUGCAAUGAUCUAUUGUAUUGGUAGCCGUUGCCGUCGCGUUGCCGUCGUAAACUGUAAGGUCUCUAUUAACGUUAUUCUACUUCUCCUAGGGUUUACUGAAGAUCCUUGAGGGUACGAUAGUGAAUGUUCCUGAACGCAACUCACGUAAGAUGCGAGGAGAGACAAUUGCUGUUGACACGACAAAUAUUUUAUUCAUUGCAUCUGGUGCUUUUAAUGGCCUUGAUAAGAUUGUGAGCGGAAGAAAGCAAGAUAAGGUAGGAAACUUCAGAUUGAUUUUACCUUUUUUAGGGGCUGAUUACAUGGAGAACUUUCAACCCCGGGGUUGAACUCAGCCCUGUUAACCGGGUUGAAAUUUUUUGCGAUUACAUGGACGAUUUCAACCCCAGGGCUGAAACGCUAUACUAUACGUUCUCGGAAUCGAUUCCCGGAAGUAAAAAAGCCUUCGUUUUGUUUUCUUGUAAUAAAUAGUCACUACCACGCAUGCUCGAAUAACCGAUGAUAAUUUCAGCCCUGAGUUGAAACGAUUAUACAUGACAAAAUUUUCAACCCAGGGCUGAGUUCAAUCCCGGGGUUGAAAUUUCAACCCUGCUAGCUGAAGAAGGGUUGAAAUUUCAACCCCGGGGUUGAACUCAGCCCUGAGUUGAAAAUUUUGUCAUGUAAUCGCGCGCUUGAUUUUGAUAGAGUUUUGUAUUACAGACAGGGCUGAAAUUUCAACCCGGUAAACAGGAUUGAGUUCAACCCCGGGGUUGAAAAGAUAGUUGAGACGCAAACCACGGCAGUUUAUUGUACAAUACUCUCGAUGUAAGUAACGGAGCAGUUUGAACAACUACGGCGUACUAAAAUGUUCAAGGGAAUAUAAUUUGUCAGUCGCUUUUGUCGUAGAGUAAAAUGCCGUUGCCGUUGUAAGCUCCCAAACUCACUAGUAGCUUCCGACGAAGUGUCUUCGACGGAAGGGAAACGACAAAGUCCUGUUAAUAUUUUUCAGUUGUAUGUUAUCGUCGGAGCUGUCCAUUGUAGAAUACUACCUACACUGGACCACACGAUGUUUGAGAUGACAUUCUGUAUGCUCUGUUGCAGGUAAUGGGUUUCCAAAUGCGGCCAGUGAGUGCCGCGCCAACGUUCGAAGGCAAUACAAUGGAUAUUUUCAACUACAAAGUUAGUGCAGAGAGCGAAAGUGCCGAGAAAGAUGCUUUGCUUCAGGACGUCGAGGCUGGCGAUUUGAUUAAAUUUGGAAUGAUCCCUGAAUUUGUCGGCCGUAUGCCAAUUACAGUGAGCUUGCAGUCACUCUCGCGGGAUAUGCUGGUCAGGAUACUGCAAGAGCCGAGGAAUGCAUUGGUGCCACAGUUUCAGACAUUGUUUGAUAUGGAUAAGGUAUAAAGCUUACUACUUUAGGGAGCGGUCAUCACAACCUCGUACCCAGGGCCCUUGCGCGGUUCAGAGGCUCUGGUUCAUCAUUUAUGGCGGGAGGUGGCAUCGAAGAGAAAAGGGUUGGGUAAACAAAAUUUUGAGUAAAUGAAAGUAAAACAAAAUUUUCAGUAGGUUGGGUAGCCUAGUUCCGAAAUACCACACACUCGAACCGACUUGACCUCCUCGUAGCUGAGUUGGCAGAGCAUUGGACUAGUAGUAUCCCUAAGGUCGCGCGUUCGAUUGGAACCACUGUGGUCAGGCAAACUUCUUAGCUUGCCCGGUGUGGAUACACACUCAAAGUAACAUCAGAAACAUUAGGUUGGGUAAAUGAAGAACAAAAUAACUCAAAGGUUGGGUAAUAAAAAUCUAUUGUCAUUUCCAAAGCAUGACUCACUCAAAUAUUGAAGACUAAAAAGUAAUGUCAACAGUCUUAUGUCAAUACAAUAUGUAAAUCAAUCAGAGUCACUAUCUUGAUCAUUUUCCGAUUUGUCAGGAGGCAAAAGUGUCUCCAUAAAAAGUACAUGUGCAGACAACAUGAAAUUUUAGACUGCAGAAAAUUUCACAAGCAUGCAGUUAUUACUCAUGUCAUGCACAUGCAGGACAUGCUAUCCAAUAUAAAAGGUUAACCAUCUUUACUUCCUUAGUAACGAAAUGGGCUGAUGCUAAUGUAUACUUCGAUCUUUAUAUAGGUCGAGCUAGAUAUUACCCAAGAUGCGUUGUGUUUGAUAGCUCAACAAGCGCUCGAAAGAAAUACUGGCGCGAGAGGACUAAGAUCUAUAAUGGUAAGCAGCUAUGAUAUUGUGAAGUGUUCUUUUUGGCGUUCCUCUCAAAAUUACUUUGUUUUAGUUUUAUUUUGUAGUUCACACAGUUGAGAAACACAAAAUAAUAGUUAAAUAUUGUCAAUUUAAAUACAAUUAUCAUUGAUGCUAUAAAAUUGACGCCAUAUUUAUACACCAAUAUAAGCAAAUCUUGCUGAACUUCAGACAUCAUUUUCUCUUUGGCGUAUCAUCUAAAAUCUCUUCAUUUUAUUAUAAUUUUACAGAUAAACCACCAAACAUACUUUUUAAGUUUAUUUGCCGCUUGAGAAACGAAUAAAAAAAUUUUAAAAAUUGAAUAUAGUCAUAACGAAGUUAUAUUCAUUCUAGUUUUGAGCGCGUGUUAAGUAACAUACAAAAGAUUCUCCACUUAACAUUACGUUCUCGCUGUGAUAACUGCUCAGAGCCUUAGUAUAACAUUUAAACUUCUUUUCCAGGAAAAGUUGCUACUUGAGCCGAUGUUCGAAAUCCCUGAAUCCGAAAUCAAUUAUGUCUGUGUUGACGAAGACGUCGUUAAAGGAACCAAAGCCACCAUUUAUAGAACUUUGCAAAAAGAGAGCGAGGAUGAUUGUGAAAACAGUGUUGACGAUGAUGCAGAGUCGUUUCCAAAAGACGCGACGUCGAGCGGUUGACUUCUCGACUGCGCGAUUUUGUUUGGAACUUUGAACACCGCGAUGCGUGGCAUUGGAAAGAUUUUAGAUCCCUCUUGUAAAUUUUACGCAUUUGAUAUGUCUAACUUAAUAAGAUUGACAAUAUAAGAAUUUGGAAUUGAAUUUUUAGAUCGUAAUGUGUAGUUGUGUUAGGAAAGUUGUCCAUUUUAAGAUUUCUAUAAAUUGUGUAGCACGUAAAAUGUAAAGUAGUGAAAUAUUUAUACAUUAUUUUGUGAGUGUCGUUUCGUCAGCUUCAUGACGGUGAAAUUGCAUAAGGCUGAUAAAUGUGUCCGACCAAUUUUGUCUUGGCAACUGAAAGUAGGCUUUCUUCAAAUCUCCCUUUGUCGUAACACUAUAUACACACGUAAAAAUUUCACAACUUGUUAACAAGAUGCGUUCGCAACAGGCUUGUAGCAAGCUCGUCACCAAGUUGUAACAAUGCUGUUAUUUUAUCAAGUUGCCACAAGGUUGCCCCUCACAACUUGUUGACAAAUUGUUGAAUUGCAGGACGAUAACAAGUUGUUGGAACAACUUGCGACAAGUCUGUUGAGCUCGACAACCUUGUAGCAAGUUGUCAACAAGCUCGGAACAAGCAGUGCGAACACAUCCUGUUGACAAGUUGUUGGAACAGCACUGGCCACAAGUCUGCUGCAGGUUUGUUACAACUUGUGCUUUUUUACGUGUGUAAAUCGUAUACUUUUACAGCACAAAGUAAAAUUACAUCAAGUGGUAUCGUUUCCUGGGUAUAUUAUUUCGUUUAUUCGAGAAUUGGUUCUUUUGUACAUGCUACGGUAUUGUAAAGAUAUAUAAGUUGACUUAAUUUGCAUGCCUCUCGCUUUAGCCAUCGAUACACAACGAUCUGUCAAUCUGGCGCCAAACGUUAGCACUCGAGGUUUUUAUACUAUUUUUAAUAAUGAUCGUUGCAUGGAACAUAAUAGAGACCUUACGAUUUAGGACGGCAACGGCUACCAAUACAAUAAAUCAUUGAAAAGAAUUGAAUAAUUAGAAUAUAUGAAUAAUUUAGACCUUCAUGAUUUUUCCGUGUUGGUGUAAUGUACUCAGGUGAAUAUGAUGCUUGUGAUGUUACUCUGAGUGUAUAUCCACACCGGGCAAGCUUGAAAAAUAUGCCUGACCACGGUGGGAAUCGAACCUACGACCUUUGGAAUACUAGCCCAAUGCUCUGCCAACUGAGCUACGCGGUCUGGUCGGUUCGAGUAUGUGAUAUUUCGGAACAGAAUCUAGUUCCUUCGAUAUCAAUGGUCAGGCAUAUUUUUCAAGCUUGCCCGGUGUGGAUAUACACUCAGAGUAACAUCACAAGCAUCAUAAUUUAGACAUUGCCCUCGCUCUCUUUGCAACGCCAAAUCACAUAUUUUCACGUCUUGAUACAACGACUGCAUUUCAAGCCGCAACAAGAACAACUUCAAAUUGGGUUCAGCAGAACUCUUCCCAAACAUAAAACCCAUGUCUUCAACUUCCAAGGCUGUAUUAAAUUCACACGAUUGAUAACAUAUGACGAAUUAUCUUUACUACCAUUUAUUUGAAGGAGUUUCUUUUGGCCGUCGUCGUCGCGUUGCCGUCCUAAAAUCGUAAGGUCUCUAUUGCUUGGCGUAACAACCCUUGCAAUGCAAUGCUGAAAUCGUUUUUCUUAACAUUGCAAGCAAGUUCCGAGACAGAUUGCUUAGUGUAACAGCGCCUUAUAGGGAUACAGCUGCCUGAAAAAUACAAGGAGAUCUUCGACGUUUCCAACGAAAGGCCUUAAUCGUUGCGUUCUAGCACGGAUUCUGAUUUAGAGGCGUUCAAUGAUAAUCCAACAGAUGGUAGCUUCGCACCAUUGUCUGUCGAAGUUCUCCUAGUAUUUUUCAGGUAGUAGAGGUGUGCCGAUCCGAAUCCGAUCGGAUUCGUUUGGAUUUCGGAACAAAAAUAUUCAUUUCGGAUUGAUAAAGUUGUUUCGUAGCCGGAUCGGACUUCGAUAUUGUCAGCUUCUUGACAUGUAUUUCUUGCUUUUAUAUUUAUUUGGUUAAAUUAAAUAUUUCCACUUGAAUGAGAAAUUUAUUUUAUUAAAGGAUUCUUCGGAUCGGAUCGGAAUUCUUUAUCAAAACUCGGAUCGGAUUCGGAUUAGACAAUUUCGGAUCGGAUUGGAUUUUAAACAUUAGCCUAUUGUCGGAUUAUAAACGUCCAAUCCGAUCCGAUGCACACCUCUAUCAGGUAGUUGUAUUCCUAUCAAUCGGGAGUUCUCUAGAUGUGACCUCUUUGAUUUUUUGACUACAUCACAAUGGUGUAAAAGUUAACUCGGGUUAACGCAGGUCAGUGUUCGUGGUGUAUCGCGGGCUUAGUCGUUAUGGCAUUUUCUUUACAGAUGUUUACACAGCUCUUGAUAUAAAAAAUACUUUAUAUAUAGUUUUAACUCGACUUGAUUAAAAACCCUUCAUUGACACUAUUCUAUAUAUACACAACAACAUGCACGAUUAUAUACAUCCUGUAUAUAUCAAUCAGACCUCGUGAUCAUAUACCAAUGAUCGUUAUUUAAUGCUCCAAUCGAUGCUUCGUCCAAUCCAUUUCUGAAAUAAAAGAUCAUGCAGUAUUAUUAGAAAGUUUCACUUGUGGGUGCUUAUUACAGUCAUAUCAAGAAAAGGAGAUUUCCUUUGCGUUUUGCUCA